GAGUCUUCCCGUGUAAGUGAUGACAGCGGCACGGCAAUGCGGAGGCCGUUCAUUCUUAUGAUACCGCAAUCAAGCGUGGCUCACGGGGGGAUUUUAUCAGCGCAGCGCCAAGUCUAUCCACCGCCGGCCACUGCAAGCGCAUUUGAAAGCGUCUAGACCUCCAUCGGCAGACAUCAUGCUUGUGACUGUCCAGUGUCUGAGCUCCUGUCCAAAGAAGCAGCUUCUUUGACUUCCCAGAGGGCUGCCACAGAGGCUCAUUCGCCGGCACUCACACCUCCAGCGGCUCAUUCGCCAGCACUCGCGCCUCCAGCGGCUCAUUCGCCGGCACUCCAGUGGCUCAUUCGCCGGCACUCGCGCCUCCAGCGGCUCAUUCGCCGGGACUUGCGCCUCCAGCGGCUCAUUCGCCGGCACUCGCACCUCCAGCGGCUCAUUCGCCGGCACUCACACCUCCAGGCUUGCGGGUUCAGAUUCCCUGCAGCUUACAUGUCCUUGCAUGGUUUUCAGCCCAUACUCCUCUGUCCUCCCUCAGGUCUAUCGGUGGCUCUAAACCUCCCUCUGUCGUCCGUGAGCAUAAGAUUGGCAUCCUGGCUUGGUCUUCAGGUUCCACCACAGCCCUGCACCAGAUAGGCAGUUAUGGAGGAUGGAGCUCUGUGCCUUUGCUGCGUGUCUGUGUUGUGGCCAGUGGGAAUGGUACUGGAGGGCAGCUCAGAGGCCCUGUGCCCCCCCCCCUCGCUGGAGCUCCGUCCGUCCUGCAACAAGAGCCAGCCUUCCCCCACCCUGGGCUCCGGCUCCCAGCCCCACGACGACAUCUACCAGACGGACAAGGAGCAGGUGAAGUACGGGGAGCUCAUCGUGCUGGGGUACAACGGGUCCUUAGCUAAUGGUGACAAAGGCCGCAGGAGAAGCCGUCUGCCUCUUUAUAAGAGACCCAAAGCCAACGGGGUCAAGCCAGAUAUCAUACACAACAUCUCCACCCCCUUGGUGUCUAAGGCUCUAAGCAACAAAAGCCAGCACAGUAUCUCCUACACGCUGUCCAGGAGUCACUCUGUGAUCGUGGAGUACACACAUGACAGCAACACAGACAUGUUUCAGAUCGGACGCUCCACGGAAAGCAUGAUCGACUUCGUGGUGACUGACACGUCGGCCGGCAGCCAGGGGGCCGCGGGGGAGGGUGGGCAGUCGGCUCAGAGCACCAUCUCCCGCUACGCCUGCCGCAUCAUGUGCGAGCGCAGCCCCCCCUACACCACUCGCAUCUACGCCGCCGGCUUCGACUCCUCCAAGAACAUCUUCCUGGGGGAGAGGGCGGCCAAAUGGAGGACUUCCGACGGCUUGAUGGACGGCCUGACCACCAACGGGGUGCUGGUGAUGCAUCCGGCCGGGGAGUUCGUCAGCGAGCCGGCGCCGGGCGUGUGGAGGGAGAUCUCAGUCUGCGGGAACGUGUUCGCCCUGAGGGAAACGCGAUCGGCCCAGCAGAGAGGAAAGCUGGUGGAGAACGAGUCGAACACCCUGCAGGAUGGCUCUCUGAUAGACCUGUGUGGGGCCACCCUGCUGUGGCGCACCCCCGUGGGGCUCAGCCGCACCCCCAACCUGAAGCAGCUAGAAUCACUGCGGCAGGAGCUCAACGCGGCGCGCCCCCAGUGCCCCGUGGGCUUCAACACGCUGGCCUUCCCCAGCCUGGCCCAGCGCGAGAUCGUCGACAAGAAGCAGCCCUGGGUCUACGUCAACUGCGGCCACGUGCACGGCUACCACAACUGGGGCUUUCGCAAGGAGAAGGCGGGGGGCGGCUCGCUGGCGGCCUCCGGGGAGCGGGAGUGUCCCAUGUGCCGGCGUGUGGGGCCCUACGUGCCGCUGUGGCUGGGCUGCGAGGGCGGCCUGUACCUGGACGCGGGCCCCCCCACGCACGCCUUCUGCCCCUGCGGCCACGUGUGCUCGGAAAAGACAGUGCGGGGCUGGAGCCAGAUCCCAUUGCCCCACGGCACCCACGCCUUCCACACCGCCUGCCCCUUCUGUGGCACCUGGCUCACUGGCGAGCAGGGCCACUGCAAACUCAUCUUCCAGGGCCCCCUCGACUGAGCGGGGUGGGGGGGAGGCCAGGAGGAAUGGGAAGAAUGGAAGGGAAAGGGGAGGAGGGGGGUCACUGGGGGGUGUUAAAUAAAAGGGAAAAACAAAACAAGGAGACUGCUGCAUUCUUCUGUGCACGUGGAUGUCAUUUAAACCGAAGGAGAUCAAUAUCAUCACUAGGAAAUAUUAAAUACAGCAUUGAAGUUAUUAAAACUUUAUUUUACCUGCAAAACA
Messenger RNA from Paramormyrops kingsleyae, 2295 nucleotides. NCBI's taxonomy places the organism in Eukaryota, Metazoa, Chordata, Actinopteri, Osteoglossiformes, Mormyridae. The record is from RefSeq and is a predicted model, not a curated record.